CCAGAAUUUUGUCCCAUGCACGCGAUACAAAAGGCGUGUACCAGCUUCUAACAUCUUGUUCUAACCUCUAUAAAUCCUCGCUAAUUAUCAGUACUAAAACACAGACAAAUCUUAAGACAUAACCAUAACUCACACUUGAUGAGCAUAACCACAUUAAUAUACAAAUAAAUGUCUCAUUAUUAUUCUUUCAUUGUCCACUUUCUUUCCUUUUUCCUCCUCCUUACAACCCUCCCAUGUCACCGGUUUCUAACAGAGGCCGCCGGUACCGGUGGCCGGUGGGAGCUAUUGCAAGAAAACAUCGGCAUCACAGCUAUGCACAUGCAACUCCUUCAUAACGACCGUGUCGUAAUCUUUGACCGGACAGACUUCGGUAGGUCAAAUCUGUCAUUACCAAAUGGUAAAUGUCGAGAGGAUCCAACUGAGCUUGUGCUCAAAACUGAUUGCACUGCUCAUUCAGUUGAGUACGAUGUUUUAACAAACACAUUUCGUCCUCUCAUGGUUCAAACGAACGUUUGGUGCUCCUCCGGUGCUGUCAUGCCCGACGGACGUUUGAUUCAGACAGGAGGUUUUAACGACGGCGAACGUAAGGUUAGAGUUUUUAAUCCUUGCAGUACUUGUGAUUGGAAGGAGGUCGGCGAUGGACUCAAAGCAAGAAGAUGGUAUGCUACUAAUCAAAUAUUACCCGACGGUAAACAAAUUAUUAUCGGUGGAAGAAGACAGUUUAACUAUGAGUUUUAUCCAAAAACUUCUGCGCCAGAUGUUUACAGUUUACCAUUUCUAGUACAAACGAAUGAUCGUGGAAUAGAAAAUAAUCUUUACCCGUUUGUGUUUCUAAAUACCGAUGGAAAUUUGUUUAUUUUUUCUAAUAAUCGAGCCAUACUGUUCGACUACAAGGUGGCUAAAGUGGUCAAAACGUACCCAACAAUACCAGGUGGCGAUCCGAGAUGCUAUCCUAGCACAGGAUCUGCGGUGUUGCUUCCAUUGAAGAAUUUACAACAACCAGACAUUGAAGCUGAAGUUUUAAUAUGCGGCGGUGCUCCGAAAGGCUCUUAUACGGAAGCGGGAAAAGGCAACUUUGUCAAAGCAUUGGAUACUUGCGGAAGAAUCAAGAUUACAGACGCAAACCCACAAUGGAGUAUUGAGACUAUGCCUCAAGCUAGAGUCAUGGGUGACAUGAUCUUACUUCCAAACGGGGACGUUUUGAUCGUCAACGGUGCCGGUGAAGGAACAGCUGGAUGGGAAUACGGUAGAACCCCAGUUUUGAGUCCUGUGAUUUAUAAACCGAAUAAUGCAGUAAAAUCAAGAUUCGAGGAGCAAAACCCUAGUGCCAUUCCAAGAAUGUAUCAUUCUACGGCGAUUUUGCUUAGAAAUGGAAGAAUUCUUGUUGGUGGAAGCAAUCCUCAUAUUAAUUAUGAGUUUGGUAAUGAUGUUAUGUUUCCGACUGAGCUCAGAUUAGAAGCAUUUUAUCCACCGUAUUUGGACACAGUAAAAAACAAUCUGAGGCCAAAGAUUAUUUCUCCGACGUCAAAUAAAGCUAGCAUUGGCUAUAACGAGAAGUUAGUUAUACGGUUUAAGGUUACAGAUACUGUUAUUCCAAAUACGGUGUCGGUUACAAUGGUGGCGCCAUCUUUCACAACACAUUCUUUCUCGAUGAACCAGAGAUUGUUGGUUCUUGGUAAUGAGAAAGUCACGAAUGUUGAAACGACGUCGUAUGAUGUUGAGGUUAUCACUCCACGUUCGAGUAAUCUUGCACCAUCAGGAUUUUAUCUGUUGUUUGUGGUUCAUCAGGGAAUACCAAGUGAGGGCAUUUGGGUUCAAAUAAAGUGAAAUUUUGUUUAUGUCUAUAAUCCAAUCAUACAACAUUCAACCGUAGCACGUAACGAGUAGCUGAUAGUUUAUAAUUAUACGUGUUAAAUUUGAUUCGUAUAAGUAUUUUGUAUAAUACUUAUAAGGAUGGUAAUUGUAAUUAUUUAAUUUACUUAGGCAUUCAGUUUAAAA
This is a messenger RNA of Mercurialis annua (annual mercury), 1998 nucleotides long. RefSeq names its product aldehyde oxidase GLOX. Bases 169 to 1827 code for a protein of 552 amino acids. The record is from RefSeq and is a predicted model, not a curated record. Lineage: Eukaryota; Viridiplantae; Streptophyta; Magnoliopsida; Malpighiales; Euphorbiaceae. The transcript has a single exon.